CAACCUGGAACUCACUAUAUAGACCAGUCUGAAGUGCUGUUUUGUUUUUGAUUUGUUUUGCUUUGGUUGGUUUGGUUUUUGUUUGUUUUUUUUCACGUCAGGGUUUCUCUGUGCAGCCUUGACUGCUCUUGAAUCUCACUCUGUAGAAGUCAAACUCAUAGAGAUCUGUCUCCCAAGUAAAUUCUGGGAUUAAAGGCUGUGCCACCACUGCCUGGCCCCUGAGUACUAUACUGUGGUCCAGCCAACCUGGCCUGGAACAUAUAGCCUAGACCUGGCCUUGAAUUUUAUUGAAUUUAUUGUUCAUUUGCAUUUCAAAUGUUAUACUGCUUCCCGGUUUCCCCCCUCCCCGAAAACCCCCAACUCCAGAAUAUGCUCCUCCAUCCAACCCACUCCCACGACCCCCACUCGAUUUCUCCACACUGGGGCCUCUAUUGAGCCUUCACGGGACCAAGGACCUCGCCUCCCACUGAUGCCAGACAAGGCAUUCCUCUGCCACUCUUUUGGCUGGAACCAUGUGGAUCCCUUGGUUGAUGGCUUAGUUUAACAACAAUCCCGCUGCCUCAGCUUCCCCAGUUUAGCUUAAGAGCAUAACCCACCACGCCUGGCAUUACAUUCCUGCUCAAGCGCUGGCUGGAUAAUGUUAGCACUGGUCUGCUGACCUGUUUCAGGAGGUGCAUCCCAUCCGGGUCCAUUCCCUAGGGAAGCCACAGCUUCCUGGUGGGGCUCUUCGGAAAUGGCCCCAGGGGCCCCCACGCUGCUGCUGCUACUGCUGGGGUUAUUGCUGCUGCCGCUGCUGCCCGGACUCCCACCCCGCGCCACUGGCUGUCCCGCCGCCUGCCGCUGCUACAGCGCCACAGUGGAGUGUGGUGCCCUACGGUUGCGCGUGGUCCCACAGGGAAUCCCUCCGGGGACUCAGACGCUGUUCCUGCAAGACAACAGCAUCGCGCACCUGGAGCAGGGAGCCCUGGCUCCUCUCGCUGCCCUGCGCCACCUCUACCUGCACAAUAAUACCCUGCGUGCGCUGGAGUCCGGCGCCUUCCGCGCACAGCCCCGCCUGCUUGAACUGGCGCUCACCGGCAACAGGCUUCGGGGAUUGCGGGGCGGUGCAUUUGUGGGCUUGGUCCAGCUUCGUGUGCUUUACCUGGCUGGGAACCAGCUGGCAAAGCUGCUGGAUUUCACCUUCUUGCACCUGCCGCGACUUCAGGAACUCCAUCUUCAAGAAAACAGCAUUGAAUUACUGGAGGACCAGGCCCUGGCUGGGCUUUCCUCCUUGGCCCUACUGGACCUCAGCAGGAACCAACUGGGCACCAUCAGCAAGGAGGCCCUGCAGCCUCUGAGCAGCCUACAAGUGCUACGCCUCACAGAGAACCCAUGGCGUUGUGAUUGUGCCCUUCACUGGCUGGGCUCUUGGAUCAAAGAGGGGGGCCGUCGGCUUCUGAGCUCCAGAGACAAGAAGAUCACGUGUGCAGAGCCUCCACGCCUGGCGCUACAAAGUCUGCUAGAAGUAUCUGGUGGUAGCCUCAUCUGCAUUCCUCCUUCUGUGACCGUGGAGCCCCCGGAGCUCACAGCUAAUCUGGGGGAGGACCUGCAGGUAGCCUGCCAGGCAUCAGGCUACCCACAACCCCUGGUGGUCUGGAGAAAGCUGUCCCAGCCUCGCGAUAGCAAGCCUCAAGCCCAGGCCCAGCUGGAAGGUGGGGUACCAGGUCUGGGCGGGCAUGCCACCCGUGACACCGGCAGCGGCAUGCUCUUCCUCACCAACAUCACACUGGCCCACGCAGGCAAGUACGAAUGCGAGGCCGCCAAUGCAGGUGGCAAAGCGCGUGUGCCCUUUCAUCUCCUGGUCAACGCAUCCCGGCAGCAGUCACAGCACCUACCCGCUCCGCAAGCCCCGGCUACACGCCCUGUGGGACAUGAACCCCAGCCUGAGGCAGGUAGCAUGGCCUUCCGAGCCCUGGGACUAGCAACGCAGACCGCGAUCACAGCAGCCAUAGCGCUGCUGGCGCUCACCGCGCUGCUGUUAGCAGCUAUGAUCUGCCGACGCCGGCGCCGGCGGAAAAAGUUGCCUGCGCCGCCAGGUGAAGGCACCCUAUUUGUCAAUGACUAUUCGGAUGGGCCUUGCACCUUCGCACAGCUCGAGGAGCUCCGUGAUGACCAUGGACACGAGAUGUUCGUCAUUGACCGGUCCAAGCCCCUGUUCCCAGAGGUACCGCCCGAGGAGGCCCCAGAACACACUCCUCCGGAGGGGCUCAGGUCUGGGCUACGCCUCCCUACACGUGUAGCCUAUGAGAUCCAUUGCUGAGCUUGCGCGUACUAAUGACGUAGCACUGGGGAUUGGCCGGUGCAGCUGCGCGCAUGCUCAAAGUAAAAUUGAAGCCAGGCUUCACCACUGAGUGUGUUGGGGCGGCCUGGUGGGGAGUCGUGGGUUGGACCUUGGAUAGUGUUCCUCUAGCUGCCAGCUCUGGUGAUCCACCUUGGCUCU
Molecule: messenger RNA, 2479 nt
Organism: Apodemus sylvaticus (European woodmouse)
Lineage: Eukaryota; Metazoa; Chordata; Mammalia; Rodentia; Muridae
Gene: Lrrc24
Product: leucine rich repeat containing 24
Exons: 4
Coding region: 734-2299 (521 amino acids)
Molecular function (GO): protein binding
Source: RefSeq, a predicted model, not a curated record